AUGUUUAGUGAAUCUUAUGAAAGAAGACUUCUUCAGCAAUGCAGUCCUAUAAGCAGGAAACAGUCUGUGCUGGUCCGGCCAGAGCCUAUGGACAGAUUUAUUCCUUGCAGAUUAGAAAAUAACUGGCAGACUAGUUUUCAAGCAAUUCGCCGUGGUACAGAAAAUCAGCCAGCAAAGAAACCUCGUAGCGACGGUAGCAAUGACGGUGCAGGAGGUGGUCGAGAUCAUCUCGCAUAUGGAUGUCUAUUAAGGAACGAACUGCUUGGAGCACAAAUCGAAGAAUUACGAGGUCCACCGACGAACUGUGGCGAAAGCAAUAGAGCCGCCCUGGGCGCUGUCCAACUCGCUUCAGCGGCUCGAGCUGCCUUAGCUUACUCCCCUCCGGUGUUCAGAUUCCGAGCACCCGUACACAAUGCUGAGGAGAAUAUCGAUCCUUCACCGUACAGCCUAUCGCCGGUUUCAGCGAAAUCACAAAAACUUUUGCGAUCACCACGAAAAGCGACGAGAAAAAUCUCGAGGAUACCUUUUAAGGUCCUCGACGCGCCCGAGUUACAAGACGACUUCUACCUGAACCUGGUCGACUGGUCCGCACAGAACGUACUGAGCGUUGGGCUCGGGAGUUGCGUUUACUUGUGGAGCGCUUGUACUAGCCAGGUGACGCGACUAUGCGAUUUAUCGUCAGAGGGUAACGCGGUGACUUCAGUGGCGUGGAGUGAAAGAGGUCACCUGGUUGCUGUGGGAACACAGAAAGGACACAUUAGUGUGUGGGACGUCGCUGUUAAUAAAGAGGUAACGAAACUGCAAGGACAUAUAGCCCGUGUCGGGGCUCUGGCGUGGAACGGAGACAUACUGAGUUCCGGAUCAAGGGAUAGACAUAUACGGCAAAGGGACACUAGGACGCCGCCGUUGCAAUCGUCUCGAGUUCUACAAGGGCAUAGGCAAGAAGUAUGUGGAUUAAAAUGGUCGCCGGAUGGCCAGUCGCUAGCGUCGGGCGGCAACGACAAUAAACUCUUCGUGUGGUCUAUGCACUCGACGUCGCCGGUGCAGACGUACUCGUCGCACGUGGCGGCGGUGAAGGCGAUCGCGUGGUCGCCGCACCAGCACGGCCUGCUGGCGUCGGGCGGCGGCACGGCCGACCGCUGCAUCCGCUUCUGGAACACGCUCACGUCGCAGCCGAUGCAGUGCGUCGACACCGGUUCACAAGUGUGCAAUUUGGCGUGGUCGAAACAUUCCAGCGAGCUGGUGUCAACUCAUGGCUACUCGCAGAACCAGAUUUUGGUUUGGAAAUACCCGUCUCUUACUCAGGUGGCCAAACUCACCGGUCAUUCGUACAGAGUCCUAUACUUGGCUCUGUCGCCUGACGGAGAGGCUAUAGUCACAGGGGCUGGAGACGAAACUUUAAGAUUCUGGAAUGUUUUCUCGAAAACUCCGUCGCACAAAGAAAAUAAAAGCGUCCUGAACCUGUACACGGCAUUGAGAUAAAUUGUUGCCAGCUCAAAAAGUGAUUUAAAAGUUUCUAUAUGCCAACACGUGACUGUGAUGCAGUGUCAAAAAGUGACUAAGUUUUUAGAUUUUUCGUUUCGACUUUUGUGUUGAUCAUGGAUGUGAUUUUUGAUUUGGUGUGUAUGGCUAUGCAGGCAACUUGUAGUUGCCGUGUUGAUUGCGAACUCUUAGAUGUAUUUAUAUUUUUUUUCCUUUGGGAAUAUAUAUUUUUGUUUUUGUAUAGUGUUAACAAUAUUUAAAAAUGCAUGAAUUUACUACGAGUGAUACGUCGAGAGAACAUAUUUUCGUCGACCUAUAAACAUAGUCAUAUUAUAUUGGUACAUAACACACUACAUAAUCAAGCUAAUAAUUACGUGAUUUCGUUUUUGUAAAACUGUACAUUGGUUUGUCUAUUUAAUAUACAUAUUGUAUAUCUGUUUCUUAAUCAUUUAUAAUCGGCUGUGUUUAUAUUUGUAUGUGAUUAUGGUGACUAUACUAUAAUUCUAUAUUUUUUCCAAAACAAAUGCAAUUUUUUGAAUAAAAAUAUCGAACAAAGUAUACUUAAUUUUCAUCACUAUAAUAAAGCUUAAAAGGCAAUGGAUUAUUGAAGAUUAUAAUUAAACUAGUCAAAAAAAAUUCAAUCAGAUUUUAUAUAGUUUAUAAGUUGAUA
Messenger RNA from Melitaea cinxia (Glanville fritillary), 2152 nucleotides. RefSeq names its product fizzy-related protein homolog (gene fzr). The record is from RefSeq and is a predicted model, not a curated record. The transcript is spliced from 10 exons. Gene Ontology annotation, cellular component: anaphase-promoting complex. The coding region runs from base 1 to 1482 and encodes 493 amino acids. Gene Ontology annotation, molecular function: anaphase-promoting complex binding; protein binding; ubiquitin ligase activator activity. NCBI's taxonomy places the organism in Eukaryota, Metazoa, Arthropoda, Insecta, Lepidoptera, Nymphalidae. Gene Ontology annotation, biological process: positive regulation of ubiquitin protein ligase activity; positive regulation of anaphase-promoting complex-dependent catabolic process; anaphase-promoting complex-dependent catabolic process.